AGUAUAUGUCACUUGGGUGCCGUAUAUGGGAACUUGAUUCCAACCUACAUUCUUAGCUGGCCAAAGAGGCCUAUAUGUAACUUCAUUCCUCACAUUAUUGCUUCCUGCAUCACACAAUGGCUUUCCCAAACUCAAAAUCUCUAAGUCCUCUUACCAUUCUACUUAUCAAAUUCCUCGUCCCUUUCCUCCUGCUGCAACAUCACAGCGCACAAGCAUCCCCGCUGUCCGCCUACGAAACCGUUUCCUUCGGCUUCUCUUUUUUCGAGGAAGAUGAUAUAAACAUAGGAUUAUUGGGAAAUGCCUCAAUAUCUGGUGGGGUUCUAAGGUUAACCAACACCGACCAACUUGGAAAGCCAGUUCCUCACAGUGUUGGUCGAGCAGUGCAUAUCACACCAAUACACCUCUGGGACAAAAACAAUGGAAACCUGGCGGACUUCAGCUCUGGUUUCUCCUUUGUCGUGAACCCUAAUGGCUCAACCCUUCAUGCUGAUGGUUUUGCCUUCUUUCUUGCACCGGCCGACCUUCACUUACCUAGAAACUCAAGCGGAGGGUAUCUUGGACUUUUCAGCCCAGAAACUGCAUUGGAUACUUCCAAAAACCAAAUAGUGGCGAUUGAGUUUGAUAGUUAUACCAAUGACUGGGAUCCCAACUCACCUUCUCAGUCUCCUCACAUUGGAAUUGAUGUUGACUCCAUUAAGUCAGUGGCAACUGUAGCAUGGCCAAGUGAACUUGAACCGGAUAAUGCUGUGGCACAUGCGAGCAUAAACUAUAACUCUGAGUCCAAGCAUUUGAGUGUGUUUGUGGCUUACCCUGGGGACAAUAGGAAUGCCACUGUCUCUACUACUGUUGAUUUGAGAACUGUUUUGCCUGAAUGGAUCAGAGUUGGUUUCUCUGCCGCCACCGGUGAUUUGGUUGAAACACAUGACGUUCUUAACUGGGUUUUCGAAGCAGCCUUGUAG
This is a messenger RNA of Vigna umbellata (rice bean), 959 nucleotides long. RefSeq names its product lectin 9-like. NCBI's taxonomy places the organism in Eukaryota, Viridiplantae, Streptophyta, Magnoliopsida, Fabales, Fabaceae. The record is from RefSeq and is a predicted model, not a curated record. Gene Ontology annotation, molecular function: carbohydrate binding.